Molecule: messenger RNA, 3052 nt
Organism: Chionomys nivalis (European snow vole)
Lineage: Eukaryota; Metazoa; Chordata; Mammalia; Rodentia; Cricetidae
Gene: Plcd4
Product: phospholipase C delta 4
Exons: 18
Coding region: 508-2913 (801 amino acids)
Biological process (GO): lipid metabolic process; intracellular signal transduction
Molecular function (GO): calcium ion binding; phosphatidylinositol-4,5-bisphosphate phospholipase C activity
Source: RefSeq, a predicted model, not a curated record
UUGGGUUUCACUUCGAGAGCAAUUGCGGGAUUGGGGUCAAUCAGUAAGGGGUACCGGUAGGGAGGCAACAAGAUAAAAAACAGCCAGGCUCCUUCUCCCUGGAGAUGUGUUGCCUGUCAACCUCAAUCCAUUCCCUUAAUCCUUUUCUGCCUCCCCACCCCCACAACUCCUCACGUUGACCAGUGUCCUGGGCCUUUAAGAGUUAGAUCGGCUGGACUGAGGAAAGCGCUCCCACCUCUCCUCAGCUUACUCCUUCUCCUUGGCUGUAACUCUGCCAGUCAGGGCAGCAAACUGCAGUUGAAGACUGCAGUCAAGGUAGAAGCAGUCAAGUGCAAAGAAGAGGAGCCGAGCUGAGCCUUCCCGUUCUCCGCGGAGAGCACUGCAGAGCUCCGGAGGCGUUGCUCGCAGACAGGAUCGCUACUAUCUUACCCGCGGACUCACCCAAAGCCCUUGGCUCCUCCUUGUUCCUUUAAGUGACUCUGGCACCAGCUGGUGGAGCAGUGGGUGAUGGCAUCUCAGAUUCAAGACCGACUGACCACUGAUCAGGACCUGCUGCUGAUGCAAGAAGGCAUGAUGAUGCGCAAGGUGAGGACCAGAUUCUGGAAGAAGCUAAGAUUCUUCAAACUUCAGAAUGAUGGCAUGACAGUCUGGCACGCACGGCAAGCCGAUGACGUCACCAAGCCCACUUUUUCAAUCUCUGAUGUGGAGACAAUACGUAAGGGCCAUGAUUCCGAGUUACUGCGCAAUCUAAUAGAAGAGUUCCCCCUGGAGCAAGGCUUCACCAUUGUCUUUCAUGGUCGCCGCCCCAACCUGGACCUAGUAGCCAGCAGUGUUGAAGAGGCCCAGAUUUGGAUGCGAGGACUCCAGCUGUUGGUGGAUCUUGUUGCCAGCAUGGACCACCAGGAGCAACUGGACCAAUGGGUGAGUGAGUGGUUCCAGCGAGGGGACAGGAACCAGGACGGCAGGAUGAGUUUCGGAGAAGCCCAGCGGCUGCUGCUUCUGAUGAACGUGGAAAUGGAUCAAGACUACGCCCUCCGUCUUUUUCAGACAGCAGAUGUGUCCCGGUCUGAUACUCUAGAAGGGGAAGAAUUUGUACAUUUCUAUAAGGCACUGACUAAGCGUACUGAGGUUGAGCAACUAUUCGAGCACUUUUCAUCAGAUGGGCAGAAGCUGACCCUGCUGGAAUUUGUGGAUUUCCUUAGAGAGGAUCAGAAAGAAAAAGAACAUGCCCCCGACCUUGCUCUGGAACUCAUUGACCGCUAUGAACCUUCAGAGAAUGGCAGAUUGCUGCACGCACUGAGCAAGGACGGCUUCCUCAGAUAUCUCUGCUCGAAGGACGGGAACAUCUUCAACCCAGACUGCCUCCCUGUCUACCAGGAUAUGACUCAGCCUCUGAACCACUACUAUAUCAACUCCUCUCACAACACCUAUCUACUGAGGGACCAGCUUUGUGGCCAGAGCAGCGUGGAAGGAUACAUUCGGGCCUUGAAGCGGGGGUGCCGCUGUGUGGAGGUGGAUGUAUGGGAUGGACCUGGAGGGGAGCCCAUUGUUUACCACGGACAUACCUUGACCUCUCGCAUCCUGUUCAAAGAUGUUGUGGCGACACUGGCACAAUAUGCCUUCCAGUUCUCAGACUACCCCCUCAUCCUGUCUCUGGAGAACCACUGCACCUGGGAUCAGCAGCAUACCUUGGCACAACAUCUGACUGAGAUCCUGGGAGAGCACCUGCUGAGUACCACCAUAGAUGGAGUGCUGAUGGAUAAGCUGCCCUCUCCAGAGCAGCUUCGAGGGAAGGUCUUGCUGAAAGGAAGGAAGUUAAGCACAAUUGAGGCGGAUAUUGAGGAUAUUGAUGAAGAGGAAGAACUGGAGGACGAUCAGGAGUCGGAGCUGGAUGCAGACCCCUACCCUGAGUUGGAUGCUCUGCUUCAGCCUGAGUCCCAGGAGUUGACCUCUGGGAACAAGCACAUUAAGAAGGUUAUGGCGUGUCCGGUGUCUUGUCUGCUUAUCUGUGGUAACGUUUUGGCCCAGACUCCUAGUUACAUUCCUGGGUCCUCUUUCUUGCCCAACCAGGAUUCUGCGACCAUCUUGUGCCCAGACCUGUCUGCUCUGGUUGUCUACUUAAGGACUGUCCCCUUCUGCAGCUUCACUCAUUCCAAAGAAAAUUAUUAUAUCUGUGAUAUUUCAUCCUUCUCUGAGAGCAAGGCCAGGCACCUUGUCAAGGAGGCAGGCAACGAGUUUGUACAGCACAAUGCCAGGCAGUUAUGCCGUGUGUACCCCAGUGCUUUGAGGACGGAUUCAUCAAACUUUCACCCCCAGGAACUCUGGAAUGCAGGCUGUCAUAUGGUGGCAAUGAAUAUGCAGACUCCAGGGAGUGCCAUGGAUAUCUGUGAUGGGUUCUUCCGCCAGAAUGGUGGCUCUGGCUACGUGCUGAAGCCAGAAUUCCUGUGUGAUAUGCAGAGUUCCUUCGAUCCUGAGAGGCCCAUUAGUCUUUAUAAGGCCAAGCUCCUCUUAGUCCAGGUCAUCAGCGGCCAACAGCUCCCCAAAGUGGACAGCACCAAAGAGAAGUCCGUGGUGGAUCCCCUGGUGAAGGUCGAGCUCUUUGGUGUCCCUGAAGACAACAGGCAGCAAGAAACCAGCUAUGUGGAGAACAACGGUUUUAAUCCAUACUGGGGGCAGACAUUCUGUUUCCGGGUCCAGGUGCCUGAACUUGCUAUACUGCGUUUUGUGGUAAAGGAUUAUAACUGGACAUCCCGGAAUAAGUUUAUUGGUCAAUACACCCUGCCCUGGACCUGCGUGAAACAAGGUUACCGACACAUAUCCUUGCUCUCCAGGGAUGGCACGAGCCUCCACCCAGCUUCCAUCUUUGUGUAUACCUGCAUGCGGGAAGACUUGGAGGAGGAGGAGGAAUCCUGAGAAACACAAGGAGGGACUCAAAGCAGAAAAAUCUACAGAAGCAUUAUCCCCUCCAACCUACAAGUCUCUCAAAAUCCAGAGCCAACAAACGGAUCAAUCAAGGAUCAAGGCUCCCAAAGGUUGGGGAAGGAUGCCUGAC